UGUAAAAUAGGAAAUACUAAAUGCAAGCGAGGACAAAAACCAGCCUGCCUUGAAAUGGAGAAUGGUAAAUACAGUCACACCUGUGUUCCUCUAAAUACCGAAUGUAACGCUCUUUGGAAAGGCAAAUGUGGCCGAGGUUCUUCGGUGACGUGCCCAGGUUCAGGAGGGUGUGACUGUAAGUGUGAAAAGCCGGCCUCGGAAUGCAGCAAAAGUUGCCUCAGAACACAAGAAGCUGGAUGUUUCAUGCAAGUCAACGAUGCCUGCAUGUGCGACUGUGUAGAGAGUGGAGAUGCCUGCGAUGCUGUCAAAAAGAAAUACCGGUGCCCCAGUGGUCAAACUCACAAAUGCAGGAGAGACGCCGGAUUAUGCAUAUGCAAAUGUGAGAGGAGUUCGUGUGAGGGGCACCUACCAACCUGCCCUGCUGACCAAAAACGCAGCUGCAUGACGAAAGGAGAAAAUACUUUGACGGCUUGUGUCAUGACAUCAAGGCAACUCUUCAUUGGCUACCUGCUUCUCAGCUUCCUCACUGCGAUGACCUCAGGAGUGUGGUGGAGCCCAUUCCGGCCAAAGCAUGAAGUUGAACCAUUAUGUGGAAAUACAUACUGUCCACUCGGAAACAAGCUUGCCUGCUUGGUACAGAAAGGACAGGUGUAUACAGAGUGCAUCUCCGACUGGGUGCUCUGCAGCACGUAUUGGAUGCGAAAAUGCUGGGCCUCCCGAACUUGGCCUCGAUGCCAGCUUACGAGAUAUGGAUGUGUGUGCCGCUGCUAGUGGCGAAUGCACCUUUUGCAUGAUGAACGUAGGAGAGAUGCCAUCCAAGAAAAAAAUAAAAAUAGCUUUUCGGUAAUUGGUGUCUGUGGACAGUGUUCUCGUGUGUGCAAGUAAAAUAUUUGGCGUUUCGCGCUGAAAUAAAGUUCAACGCUCGGUUAGCUGUCACUCUGACUCGGUGCACUGAGAAAUAUUUGUUGUUUAAUAAAGAAGUUUCAACAAUCGC
Messenger RNA from Dermacentor andersoni, 994 nucleotides. RefSeq lists its product as uncharacterized. The record is from RefSeq and is a predicted model, not a curated record. Lineage: Eukaryota; Metazoa; Arthropoda; Arachnida; Ixodida; Ixodidae.